AAAAAUUACAAAUCAGAAUGGCAACUAGUACUGAUAUUAAACCUCAGGUGUUAAACCAACUCAAUGAAUUAUUUGGGAAUGUUUUAAGUUUGGAAAUAAUUGAAAGUGUAGCUUUGGGUUACAACUUUGAUGUACAAAAAUCAUCAAACAAACUGCUUGAAAUGAGUAUGAGCUUCUCAGGUAAUAGCACUGGAAAUAAUGUAAUGAGCACCCUUAAUAAACCCUAUGGCAGUACAGGCGCGAUUUGCAAAUCCAAAUCGAAAAAAUGCAUCGAAAUAGAGAAAACAAUCGAAGAUAUACAGCAAGGUUUGAAGGUUUUGGUUAUUUUACGGGGGUUGCCAGGUUCGGGUAAAACUCACUUGGCCAGGCAUAUAUUAAGUUCGACAAUUGGGGAACAAACAAACGGCCAUCUUCACGUAUUAAGCACCGAUGAUUAUUUUUACAAACACGGUAGGUAUGUUUUCGAUGCGAAUAAGCUUUCGGAGGCUCACGGUUGGAAUCACAACAGGGCUUUUAAAGCUAUGAGCAAAGGUGUUAGUCCUGUUAUAAUUGACAACACUAAUAAGCAAAUGUGGGAAAUGAAGCCGUACGCGGGUAUGGGCACGGAUUUCGGGUACAUAUUGCGGAUUUUGGAGCCCGAUACGCAUUGGUGUUUCAACGAAAAAGAGUUGGCCAAACGCAACUUGCACAAUGUGAGCAAACAAAGAAUAUCCGAACUGAUAGAUCGGUUUGAAAAGAACGUCACAACGCAGAAGUUAAUGGCGGUUUAUAACUUGAAAUACGAGCGCUUGAAACCGCCGCAAUUUCGCCAAAUACCUCCGGUUGCGAGGCCCAAUAACUUUUCCAAUAAUGCAAAACAAACGAUAAAUAAGUCGCAGAGCGUGAGUGCCUUAAACAACGAUUUCCAUCGCCAACGAAAUGUUGCGAUCGAAACUAUAAACCUUAUGGAUUUUAACGAUGCAACGCAAACGAGGAGUCAAGAGUUUACUUUGGAAAACUGGGACAACGAUCCCGUCGAUCAGAUUUUGAUGUGGAAACAGGAACCGCAAAACAACGACAAGGUACUUAAACCGCACAAUGUUCAGGAUACAACCGUGCCCAACGGUUUGUAUUAUCCUGAUGAUGCGCAACCUGAACAAGUGGAUUUGGAAAAUGCUUGGGGAAUUAGCGAGAAAGCCCUGCUGUCGUGGGAUAUUGUUUCUCCGUUGCCAAACCACACUGUGAUGCUUCACAACCAUCCCCAAACUGUCACGGAAAAACCAGCAACCACAACUGAUGCCAGUUGCGGCACUGAACUCAACUUUGCCCAAGAAAAUGUAAGGAUUUUGAAAGCUGUAAACCGAGAUAUCAACGCCAACACUCCAGUGAGGACAUACGGGAUACCAAAAAAAAUAAUGACAGACAAAAGCUGCCUUACCGAAGGUUUGUUGGACGAGGAUGACGAUAUCGCCAAGUUGAUGUCGAUGUUCCCGGACGUCGCGAGAAAACAUCUGAUCUACCUGUACAGAAACUGCAGGGGCGACGUGGUGUGGACGACGGAGAUGAUCCUGGACAGCAAGGACGACUUGAGUUCCUGGCUGGAACAGGAGGAAAUCGAGGCGGUGAACCUGAUUCCCGAUCCCCCAGCGCCGGAAGCGAAAAUAUCGACCUACGACGCGCCGGAAAACAAGCAAAAAAAGCGCUUCGUGCAGUCCGACGAACUCAAGACCAAGCUCUUCAACUCCAUAGACCACACUCCGGUGAAAAAGCGGAAGGAACCGACUCCUUCUACGUCAAAGAUCGAAACUUGCCCGACGCAGUCCGGGGAGGUGAUCAUGAUCGAUUCCGACAUCGAGUUCGACGAGCUGGAGUUGGACGAUAAAAGCGAUUGCGGAUCGGAAACGGUCGAGUUGAAUUUGGGACUCGGUUUCGUGGAGCAGCUGGAAAACAAGUUCGGAGAUCCCAACAUGGCCUACCCCAAAGGCUUCCUGCCUGUGGUGCAAGUCCCCAAAGACUUGGCGAGACAGCUGUACACCUUUUACAUCGAGUCAGUCUUCCAACAAAUGGACGCGCAGAACGAAGUCCUGGACUCCCUCGUCAAAGAGGACGAAGAGUUGGCCAGGCAACUCCAAGAGCAAGAGCAAAACAACCAGCAACCUCAAGCAGUUUCGGACGAGAGCCUGCAUUUCAGCGGGCAAUGGGGAAGUUUGACCCCCGACACGUUGGCGGAUAAGCUGACGAAAAUGAAGCUGGCCCAAACGUUCCCCAAAUUGGACGCGCAUCUAUUGAUGGAGAUAUACAACGCGCACGAUAAGAAUUAUCAGGAUACGGUGGAGAUUCUGCUGGCUUCCGCCGGGGAGGGGAACGUUGUGGGGAGUCGGGAGGAGGUGAAACAACCUCCGAUAAACGACGCUAUAGUGAAGGAGAUGAAGGAAGCCCAGGCUUUAAGUCCUGCCUGCGAGGAGGACUCAGAAGAACGGUUCGACGCCGUUCAUUACCGCGACGAGGCGAAUAAACACCUGCAACGUCGCAAAGAGCUCAUCCAGCGCGCGCAGGUGUACCACCAGAAAGGCAUGAAUGAGGUGGCGCAGUUCUAUUCGAAUCUGGCCGCGCAGCAGACUCAACGCUACGACAAAGCCAACAAUUUGGCCGCCGCCACGUUUUUGAACGAACAUUCCAACAGGUUGCAGGACUUCAACACCAUCGACUUGCACUUUUUGUACGUCAAGGAGGCGGUCGAGGCUUUGGACCAGUUUCUUGACAAAAAUAUAAACUUACUGCAAGGCAGUAACAAACAAUCAGAGUACCUGCAUAUUAUAACAGGCAGAGGGAAAAGAAGUAUAAAUGGUGUAUCAAAAAUUAAACCUGCCGUUAUUGCCAGAUUAAAAAAGAGACACUUAAGAUUCAAUCAAUUAAAUCCGGGCCUAUUAAAGGUAAAAAUUUCGCAGCUGUCUCUGGUGACUAACGAUGUUUCGCAAUAAAUUUUAUUUUGAAACAG
Messenger RNA from Brassicogethes aeneus, 2977 nucleotides. NCBI's taxonomy places the organism in Eukaryota, Metazoa, Arthropoda, Insecta, Coleoptera, Nitidulidae. The record is from the annotation of a GenBank genome assembly.